GACCCAGACUUUUAUAUUUUUCCUUUUCCUUUUCCUUUUCUUCUUUUCUUUCUCUUCACAUACGUAAGAUCAGUACUUUGACUGUUCAAGAUAUUCUGGGACCUUCAUACAAGAGGUCAAGAUGACAGCCGAAAAAAUUCUAGAGCUAAAAGUUCGUCCAUAUCAAGCCCAAUCUCAAGAAAGGCCGGAUUUCAGAAAUGUAGCACGUGUAUAUGUUUGUACAGACGUUCUUUUGGAUCUCCAAGUUAAGAAUGGAGAAACAUGCUAUCUUUGGAAAAGCUCUGAGGGCGAACAUACAAGAAGAGAGGCGGUAAUUUGGUUGGCCACAGAAAAAUUAAGUAGGAAAGUUGUGCAAGUCAGCAAGGCUUUCCAAGAGGCAUGUGGGUUCAAAUUAAGCGACGAUGUGAUUGUUGCUAGAGGAGCAAAGCUGGAAGUUGCGAAGGAAAUUCUAAUCAAGGACGUCGGCAUGGUUGAAGGGGUUAUGCGAGAAUUGACAGGAGACGCUGAGGUUGCCUGGAAGUUUGUUCUAGAUGAUCUCUUAGCUCGAGCUGAGUUGGUUUACCCUGGCAUGACCUUCAGAGAUGUGAUGCUCAGGAGAGAAAGGCGAACCUUUGAAGUCUUCUCUAUCGACGGCUCGAAAUCUGGUGUUGCUGCCUUUCACGAAGGGGUAUCAUCUUUUAAAAUUGGAACGAUUGCAGAAAUCAGUGGAGCCAUGUUAGCUGCAAGCAAUGUUGAGCAAAAGCCUCUUCAAGUCGUUGAUAUUGCAGGCAUUGACCAAGCACUUGGAAAACUUAACAAAUUCCUGAGCAAUUUUAACCGUCAAUUCUAUUUUACUAAAGUUCGUAGAUCACCAGCUGUUCUUUUACAUGGUGGAAGUGGAACAGGCAAGACUUUCGUCCUAGAUAAAAUUGCCAGCACAGAAUGGGGCAAGGUUCGCAAAAUUGACCGGAAAACCAAACCAUCUGAAGUCCAGAAAAUUUUCAAGGAUGCAAAAGUCAAUCAGCCAAGUAUCAUAAUCAUAGAUGAUAUUGAAUCUGUGGUCGCAAAAGGUGGCGAACCAUUACUCGAUAUGACAGAUGCUAUUUGUGAGGGAUUAGAGGAUCUUAUGAAAGAUCAUCCCUCGGAUUCUUUGCCACAAGUUCUGGUGGCAGCUUCGACAUCUGACAUGCUUAAACUACCAGCUUCAUUACGGAAACGAGGCAGGUUCACUACAGCUAUUGCUUUACCUGUUCCAGAUGCAGCUGCUCGGAAAGCUAUUCUCAAAUCUUUGGAUCCACAAAUGUGCCCUGAAACUCGUGAUGAGAUUCUUGAUGAUCUCGGGGAACGAACACAUGCAUAUACACCUGAGGAUCUCUCUCGUUUAUUAGACGAAGCACAACUUUUUGCAGAAGAGAAGUUAGAUGAAGAUAAUGUGCCCCAGCAGAAUUUCGUCGUUAAAGAGGAUAUCGAACAUGCACUUCUGGAGGUUAGACCAAGUGCAAUGCAUGAUAUUACUUUAAGACCACCAAAGGUCAAGUGGAGUGAUAUUGGAGGGCAGGACAAAGUCAAAGAAGCUAUUCAGCUUGCGAUUGAAACACCUUUCCUCCACCAAGAGAUUAUGCAAGACUUUGGCCGUUCACCAACAAAAGGUCUGCUCCUCUAUGGACCUCCCGGAUGUUCCAAAACACUCACCGCUCAAGCCGUUGCUACCGAAAUGGGUUUCAAUUUCUUUGCCGUCAAAGGAGCCGAACUGCUCUCCAAGUAUGUCGGUGACUCUGAACGAGCCGUUCGAAAUGUCUUUUCUCGUGCACGAGCUGCAGCUCCAAGUAUCAUCUUCUUUGACGAAAUUGAAUCGAUUGGUAGCAAAAGAGACGGAAAGAAUUCGAAUAACGGAGUCAAUGUUCUCACCACUUUACUUAACGAAAUGGACGGAAUUGAGAGUUUAAAGGGUGUUACUGUACUAGCAGCAACCAAUAAACCACAAGAUCUAGACCUGGCUCUCUUGAGACCAGGUCGCUUCGACGAACUUAUUUAUGUUGCGCCACCAGAUUUUGCUGGCAGAGAAGCUAUUAUCCGUGCUAGACAACGUAAAACUACUAUGGGAGAAGAUGUUGACGUAGCCGAACUUGCUCGCCUAACAGAGGGUUAUUCAGGGGCUGAAAUGGUCAGUAUCUGCCAGAAAGCCUUCGAUAAGGCCAUCGAAAGACGUAAAAAGUGUGGAACAAUGGAACCAGCGGUUAUGGACGAUUUCCUCGCGGCAAUGAACAAGAUUAAGAGGCAAAUAACUCCGGAGAUGGUGGCGGAAUUUGAGAGGUGGGCCAGGGGAGAAUAGUAGUGACAUUGGAGUUUUUGCUGUACAAUUAAUCGUGGAACAAUGAGAGCACGCUUUGUCAAGAGGGGAAAUUUAGAUUUUCAGGCUCUUUUGAAUGUACGAUUAAAAAUGGAAUAACAAGAAACGCGGGCGAUUCUUUUGCAACAUAAUUCUAUUCGAGCGUUACUGCUCAUACAAAUCGACAGGCACCUUCCUUCAACAAUCAACGAUUCAGACAUUAAAAAUCUCUAAUAAGAUGAGAACGCUAUCGUUUCCGGGCCUUUUUUUCUUCUUCCGUCAUGGUAGCUUUCAAUCCUUGAGGGGAGAAUGUAAAAUCUUACGAAACUCUAGUAGAUACUAAAUUGAUACAUGUGUAAGAGGUCGUCGGAGAAAUUUUUGUGACUUUUACUACUUGGUGUCAUGUUACACUUCUCUCACAUGCUAAAGAUUAAACUUAUUGAAAUGGUUGGGGGAAAAAGUAUAUUCUACCAAAACAAAAUCAUCUUUACAAAAACUCAAAAUUUUAUACUUUGUUGCAAUUCCAGCCGCAUACAUGUGCACCGUACCACAUUUGUAUGUCACGUCAAAUAAGGGAUCAUGUAAUGUGUUCAUGCUA
Botrytis cinerea B05.10 is the source of this 2906-nucleotide messenger RNA. RefSeq lists its product as hypothetical. The record is from RefSeq and is a predicted model, not a curated record. Gene Ontology annotation, molecular function: ATP hydrolysis activity; ATP binding. Gene Ontology annotation, cellular component: cytoplasm. The transcript is spliced from 3 exons. NCBI's taxonomy places the organism in Eukaryota, Fungi, Ascomycota, Leotiomycetes, Helotiales, Sclerotiniaceae. The coding region runs from base 122 to 2311 and encodes 729 amino acids.